AUGGAUCCGGGAUUUGUGCAGAUUCGGCUUUAUUUGGUGGUACCAUUUUGGCGGAUGGUUCGAGGGCUUUUUCCGAUUCAGAUUCUGCCGUCCAAUGUAGCAGGGGGUGGACUUGUUCGAAUUCGAUUCGUUCUGCUGGUGCUGGAUUCGGAUUCGGCCGCGUGGAGUACGGCGUCUCGGAACUGUCAAGAGUGUAAGCAGUUUCACUAUUUUGGUCGAACUUUUCGUAUUCGGCAAUUAUUUCUUGGAUAUCUUUGA
Molecule: messenger RNA, 258 nt
Organism: Gongylonema pulchrum
Lineage: Eukaryota; Metazoa; Nematoda; Chromadorea; Rhabditida; Gongylonematidae
Source: the annotation of a GenBank genome assembly